This is a messenger RNA of Cyanistes caeruleus (blue tit), 938 nucleotides long. Lineage: Eukaryota; Metazoa; Chordata; Aves; Passeriformes; Paridae. The record is from RefSeq and is a predicted model, not a curated record.
GCUCCCUGGAGCUGCCACGGAGCCGAUGUCCCCAGGCUGCGCCUUCGUCAAGUUCCAGAGCCACGCGGAGGCCCAGGCCGCCAUCGCCGCCCUGCACGGGAGCCGCACGCUGCCGGGUGCCUCGUCCAGCCUGGUGGUGAAGUUUGCGGACACGGAGAAGGAGCGGGGGCUGCGGAGGAUGCAGCAGGUGGCCACUCAGCUGGGCAUGUUCAGCCCCAUCGCCCUCCAGUUCGGAGCCUACAGCGCCUACACACAGGCGGUACGGGACACUGGGGACACUGGGGACACUGGGGACCCGGUGGUGACCUCGCUGUCCCCAGGAACCAGCACCCCCCCGGCCAUGGCGGCCACCCCCGUCCCGGCCAUCGCGGCCCCGCUGAGCGUCAACGGCUACAGCCCCGUGCCCGCGCAGCCCGCGGGACCCCCGGCCCCCGACGCCGUCUACGCCGGGGGGGUCCGGUUUUGGGGUCCCGGGUCUGGUUUUAGGGUCCUGGGUUUUGGGGUCCUGGGUGAGGUUUUGGGGUCCCGAGUGUGGGUUUGGGUUGACAGCCCCGGUUUUGGGGUCCCGUGUCCGUGUUGGGGACGCAGUCCCAGGUGUGACCCCGCUCCCUCCGCAGGCCCCGAGGGCUGUAACAUCUUCAUCUACCACCUGCCCCAGGAGUUCGCCGACACCGAGAUCCUGCAGAUGUUCCUCCCCUUCGGCAACGUCAUCUCCGCCAAGGUCUUCGUGGACAGGGCCACCAACCAGAGCAAGUGCUUCGGCUUCGUGAGCUUUGACAACCCCGCGAGCGCCCAGGCCGCCAUCCAGGCCAUGAACGGUUUCCAGAUCGGGAUGAAGCGGCUCAAGGUGCAGCUCAAGAGGCCCAAAGACGCCAACCGGCCCUACUGAGCCCGGUCCAGAGGCUCCGGAGCAGCACCUUUGGGUGCCCCCAUUGCAG